Molecule: messenger RNA, 1936 nt
Organism: Microtus oregoni (creeping vole)
Lineage: Eukaryota; Metazoa; Chordata; Mammalia; Rodentia; Cricetidae
Gene: Aldh1b1
Product: aldehyde dehydrogenase 1 family member B1
Exons: 2
Coding region: 122-1681 (519 amino acids)
Molecular function (GO): aldehyde dehydrogenase (NAD+) activity
Source: RefSeq, a predicted model, not a curated record
CAGCGGAUGCCGGGAGGCGACUCCACACAGCAGCUGGACCGAUCCGAGAAAGCUAAACCGUACCCGGACUUGGUCCUGAGUGAGACUGACGCUGAGCUCGAGCCCGCUGCAGGUCCUCAACAUGCUGAGCGUCCGAUUCUUGGCGCACCGGCUGCUCUGCCUCCAGGGUCGGCACCCCUCGUACUCUACCGUAGCUGCUCUCCCGAACCCAAUCCCAAACCCAGAGAUUCGCUACAACCAGCUGUUCAUCAACAAUGAAUGGCGUGAGGCAGUCAGCAAAAAGACCUUCCCCACAGUGAACCCCACCACAGGCGAGGUCAUCGGGCACGUGGCCGAAGGUGACCGGGCAGAUGUGGACCUGGCCGUGAAAGCAGCCCGAGAGGCCUUCCGCUUGGGGUCCCCGUGGCGCAGAAUGGAUGCCUCCGAGCGGGGCCGGCUGCUGAACCGUUUGGCUGAUCUCGUGGAACGGGAUCGGGUGUACUUGGCCUCUUUGGAGACCUUGGAUAAUGGGAAACCUUUCCAGGAGUCUUAUGUCUUGGACCUGGAUGAGGUCAUCAAGGUGUACCGUUACUUUGCUGGCUGGGCUGACAAGUGGCAUGGUAAAACCAUCCCUAUGGAUGGCGAGCAUUUCUGCUUCACCCGGCAUGAGCCAGUGGGUGUCUGCGGCCAGAUAAUCCCAUGGAAUUUCCCACUGGUCAUGCAAGGCUGGAAGCUGGCCCCGGCACUCGCUACAGGCAACACUGUGGUCAUGAAGGUGGCAGAGCAAACCCCACUUUCUGCCCUGUAUUUGGCCUCCCUCAUCAAGGAGGCAGGGUUUCCCCCGGGAGUGGUGAACAUCAUCACUGGCUAUGGCCCCACCGCAGGGGCAGCUAUAGCCCAGCAUAUGGAUGUGGAUAAAGUUGCCUUCACGGGCUCCACCGAGGUGGGCCACCUGAUCCAGAAAGCUGCUGGGGACUCCAACCUCAAGAGAGUCACCUUGGAGCUGGGUGGGAAGAGCCCCAGCAUCGUGCUGGCAGACGCUGAUAUGGCUCAUGCAGUGGACCAGUGUCACGAAGCCCUCUUCUUUAACAUGGGCCAGUGCUGCUGUGCGGGUUCCCGGACAUUUGUGGAAGAAUCCAUCUAUCACGAGUUUCUCGAGAGGACUGUGGAGAAGGCUAAGCAGAGGAAAGUGGGGAACCCCUUUGAACUGGACACCCAACAGGGGCCUCAGGUGGACAAGGAACAGUUUGAACGAAUCCUGGGCUACAUCCGGGCUGGUCAGAAGGAGGGGGCAAAACUUCUCUGCGGUGGGGAGCGUUUUGGGGAUCGUGGCUUCUUCAUCAAGCCCACAGUCUUUGGCGAUGUGCGGGACGACAUGAAGAUUGCCAGAGAGGAGAUCUUUGGGCCUGUGCAGCCUCUGUUCAAGUUCAAGAAGAUCGAGGAAGUGAUUCAGAGGGCCAACAACACCAGGUAUGGCCUGGCUGCGGCUGUGUUCACCAGAGACCUGGACAAGGCCUUAUACUUCACUCAGGCCCUGCAAGCUGGGACAGUGUGGGUGAACACCUACAAUAUCGUCACCUGCCACACGCCGUUUGGAGGCUUUAAGGAAUCCGGCAACGGGAGGGAGCUGGGGGAAGACGGGCUUAGAGCCUACACGGAGGUGAAGACUGUCACCAUCAAGGUUCCAGAGAAGAACUCCUGAGAUUGGCCACCUGUAUCCGUAGUAGAAAGCGGAGCAGUGGCCAGCAGGGACUGGGGGGAGGGGAAGAGGGGAAUGGCUGUUUGUGGAUACUGGGCUCCUCUUGAGGAGGUCUUGAAAAUGUUGUGGAAUUGGGCAGUGGACAUGGUUGUACAACGUUGCAAUUGUACUGAUUUACUACCAAAUUAUACUCUUAAUUAGGGUAUGGGAAUUAACUUCAUUUUAAAAUUAAAAUAAGCUCAAUGUUCUAUUUGCAAA